AAGAGUAUGAGCACUGCCUCUUGUACAUAAGGCUGGGAGUAACAUCAGAACACAGUGGGACGUCCACAGGAGAUCUUCCAGGAUGAUUGUGAAAAAAGCAUUAAAACCAUCCCUGAUGUUUAAUGAGUCCUCCAACAUGAAAUUAGGCGUGAACAAUCAAAAAGACGUCAAAACGUUUCAAAUCUUAGGGGCAAUUUUGAUGCUUGCUCUUGUCCUGAUGGCUGUUUACUUCAUGAGUGUGGACAGCACAGUUGAUCCUAAUGGAGAAGAAGCAGCAGUUGUCAACAUUUACAUAGAGCUGGAGGAGGAAGAAGAACUCAACAGAGAUCUCCCAAGAACCACAAAACCUGACGAGGACACCAAUAGAUCCAAUGACUCCUGCAGCUUUGAGCUUGUGGAAAAUGUUCCUUAUGACCUGCCCUUCGAGAUAAACAGCACUGCAGCCAAACCCUUGUACCAAGUUUGGAAAAGAUUGCUUGAUCUAGCCCAGGAAAAAGUUCAUGUGGCUUCUUUCUACUGGUCUCUCACUGGGAAGGAUAUCGGUGUCAACGACUCCUCUUCCAGGCAGGGWGAAGAUAUUCUGAAGAGGUUUGAGAUGUUACUGGCAGAGAAUGUCUCUUUGUAUAUUGCAGCAAGUUCRCCAACUCUGGCUACAAAAUCAAGGGAUCUUGAGCUUUUAGAGGAAAAAGGGGCUCAUGUGAAAAAGAUUGAUUUUGGACAUCUGACAGGAGGAGUGUUGCAUAGCAAAUUCUGGAUAGUAGACAUGAAGCACAUUUAUAUUGGUAGUGCAAACAUGGACUGGAGAUCUUUAUCUCAGGUGAAAGAGUUUGGUGCUGUGAUGUAUAACUGCAGUUCCUUGGCCAAAGACCUCUGGAAAACAUUUAGUACCUACUGGGAUGUUGGAUAUCCUAAUGCCACCAUCCCAUUCCCUUGGCCUCUUAAUUAUUCUACCCACAUUAACAAUCRCCGGCCUCUGGAAGUAGAAUUCAAUGGAAUCUUGACAGAAGCUUAUUUUUCUGCUUCCCCUCCAGCAUUUUGUCCAGAAGGUCGCACCCAUGACCUCUAUGCUAUCCUCAGUAUUAUCAGUCAGGCACAGAAGUUUGUCUAUGUUUCUGUUAUGGAAUAUUUCCCUACCAGCCGUUUCCUUCAUCCRAAAAGAUACUGGCCAGCCAUUGACAACGCCCUGAGACGUGCAGCUUUCAACCACAGAGUGCAAGUCCGGCUCCUGGUCAGCUGCUGGGCAUACACUGACCCAGCCAUGCUCCACUAUCUGAGGUCCCUGCGUGCUCUCAACAACCCACAUGUCCACAUCAGUGUUGACGUGAAACUCUUCAUUGUUCCAGUUCUGAAUCACACAAACAUUCCUUAUGGGAGAGUGAAUCACAACAAAUACAUGGUCACUGAUAAAGUAGCCUACAUCGGGACUUCCAAUUGGUCAGAAAACUACUUCACUGAUACAGCUGGCGUGGGACUAAUUAUCAAACAGAAUUCGACCAACCCGCAAAGCAGACAACUGCCUGUCCAGGAACAGUUGAAAGACCUUUUUGAUCGAGACUGGAAUUCCAAAUAUGCGGUGAAUCUGGAAGAUGUGCAGGGACAGAAAGACUGUAACUGGAGAGACAGCCUCUGAAGUGAAUUGAAAUGUACAUUUGAAAUAGAAACAAGAAAAUAUAUUUGAAUCUUGUUCCUGUGCAAAUCAAGGGACUUUCAUCUUUUUGCCUUUGUCAGAGAAAUCACUUCUUCAUGGCAUCCACAUUGAUGACAUGAGAAUUUCUGAUGGUUGAAAACCAUUAGUCAGUGUGUGAUGCUUAAUUUUUUUAUGUGAUUACCUCAUUCCCAGAGUUAAUGAAAUUCAGACAGUGUURCAUGACAAGCUGUCUGAUAUUAAAGCAAACAUCAGAGACACAGAUCAUCAUUGCUGUGCUAUUUUAUCUUAGGAAACUAUAUAUUGUAACCGAAAUGUUCCAUUAACAGUGUUUGCUUACAUGUGUUUAAACAUUUUUAAUAAACCACCUUAAGAUUUGAUCCAUGCAUAUCAUCAUCUACAAUAGUGAGGACAGAUUUUUAAAAGCAUUUAGGAAUUUCCAGUGAGUGAUGUGAGUGACACUGGGCUGGGGCUCCAUGGGCCUUGCCAGGGCUGUGCACCUCUGCCUGACACCGGGGGUGGUGCCACUCAAUAUGAUUUACACUUCUGUGAAUACACAAAAAUCCCCACACUAAUCAGGACUUUUAGAGAUGAACCCCAUCAACGUUCCAUUUUUUGAUUUCCAGGCUGCUCCUUAGCGACCUCUUCCAGACACUUCCAAGAUUCUUUAGAGUAUCUUAUCCAUCAUUACAAAUCAAUGCUUUGUGUUACUGGGGAAGAAUUUUUAAGCCAUGUAGUUACAUGUACAGAUAUCCCUGAAAUGUUGUGAGUAUUCACAUACACGUAAAAAUGGGUAAUGUUCAACUAAGGAACAUGCAGGUGCCUCGUGCUCUCACCCCGUUUCCUUACUAGAGUUAGCUUGAAAAUCUUCGUAAGAAGUUACAUAUUCAAACAACGAAACAGUUUUCUGUAGAGGAGUGCAUUCCUCUAGAUGGCACUCAAGUWGUGUUUUUCUGUUUUGGCAGGGCUAGCUAUUGCAGGAGUAAGAAGAAAACUUUUUUCUCUUCCACUUGUGAGCUCAAAUCUGACAGUCCUAGAUUAGUUGUUCAGUGGGACAACGUUUCUGGACAAGCUGGCAGAAUUGUGGCUUAUAUGGCCAUAUAAGCCUUGUAUGGGUUAAGGUUCAGCUUAUAAAAGAAAACCAGAUGUUUAGGAGAGUGCUCUGUUAUU
Molecule: messenger RNA, 2815 nt
Organism: Malurus melanocephalus (red-backed fairy wren)
Lineage: Eukaryota; Metazoa; Chordata; Aves; Passeriformes; Maluridae
Gene: PLD4
Product: phospholipase D family member 4
Exons: 11
Coding region: 83-1630 (515 amino acids)
Biological process (GO): phagocytosis; hematopoietic progenitor cell differentiation
Cellular component (GO): trans-Golgi network membrane; endoplasmic reticulum; nucleus
Molecular function (GO): catalytic activity
Source: RefSeq, a predicted model, not a curated record